Torulaspora globosa is the source of this 837-nucleotide messenger RNA. RefSeq lists its product as uncharacterized. Lineage: Eukaryota; Fungi; Ascomycota; Saccharomycetes; Saccharomycetales; Saccharomycetaceae. Bases 1 to 837 code for a protein of 278 amino acids. The transcript has a single exon. Gene Ontology annotation, cellular component: membrane. The record is from RefSeq and is a predicted model, not a curated record.
AUGCCUCUGUAUAAAUCCGAUGAUACUUGUCAGCUGCUGGGUCCGGUGUCGAUUGCCAUUCAGCUAAUGAUGGGAGUCGCAGCAGUUGCGGCGCUGCUAGUGAAGAGAAACCAUGAACAUCCCAGGAGGAAGAUGAUUGUAUGGAUGUAUGACGUUGGUAAGCAGAUAAGCGGAGCACUAGCGAUCCACUUCAUAAACUUGGGACUUAGCAUCCUGCAGAGGCAAGGACCAGACCUGGUCCGGAUACUGCAAGGCGAUGAUGAGGGCAGCGACAGCGAAUGCGACUGGUACUUUGUGAACCUGCUUCUCGAUACCACAUUGGGUAUACCGAUACUGUGGGGUUCGCUGAUCCUUAUAGAGGCAGUUCUUGGGUUUUUGCAUGUUACCAACGUCGAGAGCGGCAACUACUUUCCCAAGUAUGAUGACGAAGCGCCAGCGGAGAAGAGACCGAUGUUUAGUGCGUUCCUGAAACAACUCCUGGUGUUCAUUGGCGCUCUCGCGCUCAUGAAACUUUGCAUUCUCCUCAUCUUGAAAUACUUCGAGAAUGCGGCUUAUUGGUUUGCAGACCUGAUCCUUGGCUGGUCCGACAAGUGGCCGAAUUUUCAAGUGUUUCUUAUCAUGUUUGUGUGCCCCAUACUGCUCAAUUGCUUCCAGUACUUUUGCGUCGACAACAUCAUCAAGCUGCCCACAUACUGUGUUAACCUCGACAAUGUUGAUAAUUUUGAAACAGACUCCCUUGGCGAAGAGACACUUCCAAAAAGCGCCGCAGCUCACAACUACACACAGUCGGCCCCAAAGCGAUGGGAUGGAAAUUCCGAAUACGGAAGCAUUCUCUGA